This is a messenger RNA of Anastrepha obliqua, 1485 nucleotides long. It is a transcript of the gene gcm, whose product is annotated as transcription factor glial cells missing. The coding region runs from base 1 to 1485 and encodes 494 amino acids. NCBI's taxonomy places the organism in Eukaryota, Metazoa, Arthropoda, Insecta, Diptera, Tephritidae. Gene Ontology annotation, molecular function: DNA-binding transcription activator activity, RNA polymerase II-specific; RNA polymerase II cis-regulatory region sequence-specific DNA binding. The transcript has 2 exons. Gene Ontology annotation, biological process: regulation of transcription by RNA polymerase II; gliogenesis. Gene Ontology annotation, cellular component: nucleus. The record is from RefSeq and is a predicted model, not a curated record.
AUGAUUAGAAAUAAUAAACGAGCGACUCAUUAUCGUCCACCGAACCCAGCAACGUUAAAGUUACGUUCUGAAAGUACUUGGGACAUCAAUGACGUGAUUAUACCAAUUGUGAAUGAAUUUGAUGAUUUCGAUGAGUGGGUCGACGGUCAUCGCCGUUUAGUAUAUUGUGCUUCCAAUGAAGAUGCUAAAAAGCAUUCUUCAGGCUGGGCAAUGCGUAACACAAACAAUCACAAUAUUAAUAUAUUAAAAAAGAGUUGUCUCGGAGUACUAUAUUGCACGGCCAGAUGUAAACUGCCUAACGGUAACAUUAUAAAUUUGCGGCCAGCCAUUUGUGAUAAAGCGCGUCGUAAGCAGCAGGGAAGGCAGUGCCCUAAUCGAAAUUGUUCGGGUCGGCUAGAAAUACAAACUUGUAAAGGGCACUGUGGUUAUCCAGUAACUCAUUUUUGGCGUCGGGCCAAUAAUGUCAUCUUCUUUCAAGCGAAAGGAACUCAUGACCAUCCAAGGCCUGAAGUAAAGGGUUCAACUGAAACUCGACGUCUCUUUGGUAACAGUCGGCGAGUACGCAACGAUUCAAUUGCCCUUUCACGUGGAAAAACCAUCCGUAAUUUAGAAAACAAACAUCAAAGUAAUGCAAGUUGCCUAAUAAAUGCUCCUCAUGAUCUAAACUUAAUGGAAAAACACAGCAUUGUUAAUCAUUGUGGUAUUUAUGAAAGCUGUCACAAAGUGGUUCCUUUGGCGCACAAGCAGGAAACUUCGGAACAUCUAAAAAUUUUGCCAGCAACUUCAUCUUUCAUGCCUUCAAAUUUGUAUGUUAAUGCCAACACGUUUUCGAGUAAUUCGAAUUUAAGUCAAAUGAGCUCAUCAUCUAACUUUCAUAGGCAUGAGAAUGCGUUUACAAUACUUGAAAAUCGUCAAACUCCAUCAGCUGUCACGUCUUCGGUAUCGCUUUAUUAUUCCCCGGCCAUGCAACGACAUCAGUUACAACAUCUAAACAGCGUAACUAAGACAGUGGACUUAAAUUCAGCAAAUGACGCUCAGUUUUGUACACCAGUAUAUCACGAUACUUAUCGCGUUAAUGAAAGUUAUGACGACACAUCGAGCGUAACGUCUAGUUCAGGGUAUAAUUCAGAUGAUUAUUUUCCUUCCUCUGUGCCAUGCUCUUCGUCUUCCAGCUCUCUUACCAUCGUUAACAACCAGAGGCAGGAAUUUGCCAGGUCGGUUGCAUACUUUGCUGCACAAACUUCUGAAAUAUUUAACACGAUGUUUGAACCGUUUGAACCAGUUGCAAUGCCACAAAUUCCACUGCCUCACAUUUCCAGAGAUCUACCAGCGGUUGAUGAUUAUCAAAUCACAAGUUCUUUCGAAAAGAACGCAGAAAAUCAUCAGAUACAAUACCAGUGCUCAACCUCCGAAACCAACACAAAUACCGAUUUUUACUAUUGUAAUUCAGGUGUCGACAAUGCUGCUUGGAACAUUUGUAUUUAA